AUGCGAUGGGUUGAUGAGGUGACGAAGGACUUGAGAGGAAUGGGAGCAGACUUGGAGCUGGCAGAGGAUAGAAGAGCUUGGAGGCACAUGGGUUUCGGCGAAGGUUCAGGAGACGACAUCCCUCCUGAUGAAAUAGACGUUACACCUGAAGAUCCAAAUGGAGACCAAGGGUUGCCAUGGGAAGGGAGUGGGACGCCUCCUCUUCUACCCCCGCCACCACCAGGAUUCACCGGAAUGAAGGGGCAAAAAGGAGAAAGAGGAGAGCCUGGACCUCCUGGCGAAUCAAUAGAGGGUCCUCCAGGUCCACCGGGACCUCCCUACAAUCCUAGAGGAACAUCAGGACUUCCUGAGUUUGGUUCAGGUGAUGACGGGUUCCUGCCCGCUGGAGGAGUAGUUGGUCCUCCAGGACCUCCUGGGGAGUGUUCCUGUAACAUUACGGAAGUCCUGAAGAACUUCAACCUUCCAGAGCCUGUACAAGGACCUCCAGGGACUGACGGGAAGACGGGCGCACCUGGAAUGCCGGGAUUGUCGGGUCCGGUGGGCGAGAGAGGAUUGCCAGGACCUAAAGGAGAGAAGGGAGACCGAGGAGAUGAAGGUCCUAGAGGUCCUGAGGGAAUCCAAGGACCAAAAGGAGACCAAGGCCUACAAGGACUUCCAGGAACUUCUGGCAGCCCAGGUCCUCCAGGACCUCCUGGCAGAGCAGAGGGAGCCUACAAUAUGGACCCGAGUUGGAAGCCACGCUCCUUGUUUAAGGAGGUGAUCACAGGAGCCGGCCUAGACUCAGGCAGACCAGGCAGUCCUGGACCUAAGGGAGAACCAGGGAUAGAUGGAGUCCCAGGUGUCCCUGGGGAGAGGGGACUCCCAGGAAGCAAAGGGGACCGGGGACCUGCAGGAGCCAAGGGCAACAAAGGUGACAAGGGACAUGCAGGGUCCCAAGGCACUAGAGGGCAGAAGGGAGAACCUGGGAAAAAUGGGAAAGAUGGACUUCCAGGAGUGUCAGGGGAAAACGGGAGACCUGGAGGGAAAGGAGAGAAAGGUGACUUAGGUCCUGCUGGACCCCCAGGCCCUCCUGGUAUAAUACAGCCUGGAGAUGGAAAAGUGGCGACAACUGCUAUGGGUGCUGGUCAGAAGGGAGACUCAGGAACUAAGGGGGACAAGGGAGAAAAGGGAGCCAAAGGUGACAAGGGAGCCAAAGGUGACAAGGGAGACCAAGGACCCGUGGGACCCUCAGGCAUUCCUGGAACACCAGGUUCUCAGGGAGUAGCAGGGGAGAAGGGAGAUAUGGGAGAGGAAGGAAGUCCCGGACCCUCAGGACCUCCUGGUCUGAAAGGGGAACCCGGAGAGAGAGGCCCUCCAGGUCUGUUGGCACAAGGAACAUUUGCUCCCAUCAAGGGAGACAAGGGGGACCCGGGCAAACGAGGAAGAAGAGGCCGGCCUGGACCCCCAGGACUGGCGGGAGCCCCUGGAAAACCGGGACCUAAGGGCGAGAUGGGACUUCCUGGAUUUAUGGGACUUCCCGGAAGACCUGGAGUGCCUGGAGAGAUUCAUCCCGGAUGUAAGGGAGAGAAGGGAGAACCUGGACAACUGCUUGAUGUCUAUGGAAACUCGGUGACUCUGAAGGGAGACAAAGGAGAGCCUGGGAGAGACGGAGCAGCUGGUCCCCCGGGUCCUCCGGGUCCAGCACUGGGUCCCGGGUCACACUACGUACCCAUACCCGGACCACCCGGCCCUCCAGGCCCUCCUGGGAUGCCGGGAGUCUCAGUUCAAGGAGAAAAAGGAGAACCAGGAGAAUCAGGAAGAAGUUUUGGGGAUUCCACCGGAACACAAGGUCCGACUUCCUAUCCGUCUCCAACAUUGGGCACAAUCACUGGAUCGGUGACCUUCAAAAACCUUGAGGAAAUGGCACGUAAAGCAAACGUUAGUCCAGUUGGGACCCUCGCUUAUAUAUUAGAAGAAGAAGCUCUACUGAUAAGAGUCAACAGAGGUUGGCAGUAUGUGUUGAUGGGCCAGGUGAUUCCAGUCAAUGCUGAUUUCCCAACCCCCGUCACAACUACAACCACUGAGAAAUCUCAUCCUCCGUUUGAGGCCUCCAACUUGUUAAACAAUGUUCCAACUCAGUUGGACGGACCCGUGCUGCGCAUGGCUGCACUCAACGAGCCCUACACCGGAGGCAUGAACGGACAGCGGGGAGCCGACUAUUCCUGCUACAGACAGGCGAGACGUGCAGGUCUGCGUGGAACGUUCCGGGCAUUCCUGUCAUCCAGGAUACAGAACUUGGACUCUAUCGUCCGGUAUACAGAUUGGGACCUGCCUGUUGUCAAUAUUAAGGGAGAUGUGUUGUUCAACUCCUGGAAGAGUAUCUUCACUGGUGACGGAGGCUUCUUUGCACAGCCUCCAAGGAUAUACUCCUUCAGUGGGAAAAACAUUUUAGCAGACCCUUCAUGGUCUAAGAAGUACGUGUGGCACGGCUCCCUAGUGUCAGGAGAGAGAGCCAUGGAGCUGUACUGUGAUGCCUGGGACUCGGGCAGCUCUGAGAGGUUAGGUUUGGCUACUGAUGCUGUCGAGGGCUAG
Molecule: messenger RNA, 2571 nt
Organism: Macrosteles quadrilineatus (aster leafhopper)
Lineage: Eukaryota; Metazoa; Arthropoda; Insecta; Hemiptera; Cicadellidae
Product: collagen alpha-3(IX) chain-like
Exons: 23
Coding region: 1-2571 (856 amino acids)
Source: RefSeq, a predicted model, not a curated record